Messenger RNA from Kickxella alabastrina, 546 nucleotides. RefSeq lists its product as uncharacterized. NCBI's taxonomy places the organism in Eukaryota, Fungi, Kickxellomycota, Kickxellomycetes, Kickxellales, Kickxellaceae. The transcript has a single exon. Gene Ontology annotation, biological process: mitochondrial respiratory chain complex IV assembly. The record is from RefSeq and is a predicted model, not a curated record. The coding region runs from base 196 to 465 and encodes 89 amino acids.
UUUUGCCAAUUUCGUUUGCUUAAAAUUAUUCUUUUCUUUAAUUUUGCGCUGGGAUUCAUUUCACAUGAACUUUUUCUUUUUUCUCAUUUAGCCCCUGUACAUAUACUCGUCUCGCUUUUGCACGCACACGUUUUUUUAUUUGUUCGCCACAGACAAUCGAAUCACAACACACAUACACACACUCUUACACACAAAAUGGUAAUGCGGUUUCGCACAUUGACGGGUGCGCAGAGACACAGACUCACAAACAUGCUAUUCUUUGCAGGCGUGGUUUCAGCGAUCGGUACAGUGACAGGCACAAGCAUCCUUGGGUGCCCGGCAGUCAGCCGCGAGAGCCGACUUGACAACGAAGACCCGGAUGUGGCUGUAAAUACAGCUACAUCACCACUGCCGCCGCCGGGAUUGAAGGAGAAGCAGUUUGUUGGUGGAAGGAUGGAGCCCGUUCGGACAAGUCGGGGAGAAUAAAGCGCAAACUUUUUUAUUUUUUGACAUAUUCACAGAAAACUUGGUAUAAAAAUAUAAAUAAAAAAUAGACAACACAAAAAA